CUACUACCUUAUCCAUUCUGUUAUCAUAUCAAGUCUCUACACUCUUCUAAGGCCACCAUUUCCCCACUUCCCAUUUCUCUCUCACAGAAACCAUGUUAUCAAUGUCAGUUCAGUCUAGCUUGAAAACCAGUGUUACUAUCCCUUUACCUUCCCACAAUCCCUCUGUCAAAUCCUUCAGAUGUUCUUCCUUCUCUGUAAACAACACAGUUUCAUCUUCCAUUCGUAGUUACAAAACCAAACCAACAAGAAAUAUCCAUAAGCUUUUUGCUUCAGCUGCCACUGAAACAGAACCAGUUACAGCUGAGACUUCAGGCUCUACGGUUCAAGAAAUAGAGAAGACAGAUUCGAAGAAAAAGGUAAUUGAGAAGCCAAGGUUGGUAUUAAAGUUCAUAUGGAUGGAAAAGAAUAUAGGACUUGGUCUUGAUCAAGUGUUACCAGGACAUGGUUCUGUACCUUUGAGUCCAUAUUUCUUUUGGCCAAGGAAGGAUGCAUGGGAAGAGCUUAAAACAACACUAGAGAGCAAGCCAUGGAUAUCACAGAAACAAAUGAUUAUUUUGCUUAAUCAAGCAACUGAUAUCAUCAAUUUGUGGCAGCAGAGUGGUGGCAAUUUGUCCUAAUUGUUUUGAUUUUUGUAGCCUAAGAUUUCAACUUCUGUUCAGUUUUGUUUGGGGAUAAGUCCUCUUUUUUUAAGUGUACUAUAGUGAAGGAGAAAAAUUGGAAAAAAAGAAUUGUCAUUUUUAUUUCAAGAUUUCUUUUUUCAA
This is a messenger RNA of Nicotiana attenuata, 761 nucleotides long. Its product is annotated as 30S ribosomal protein 3-1, chloroplastic-like. Gene Ontology annotation, biological process: translation. The transcript is spliced from 2 exons. Gene Ontology annotation, molecular function: structural constituent of ribosome. Bases 93 to 617 code for a protein of 174 amino acids. NCBI's taxonomy places the organism in Eukaryota, Viridiplantae, Streptophyta, Magnoliopsida, Solanales, Solanaceae. Gene Ontology annotation, cellular component: ribosome. The record is from RefSeq and is a predicted model, not a curated record.